Messenger RNA from Dicentrarchus labrax (European seabass), 1477 nucleotides. RefSeq names its product E3 ubiquitin-protein ligase MARCHF3. Gene Ontology annotation, biological process: protein ubiquitination. NCBI's taxonomy places the organism in Eukaryota, Metazoa, Chordata, Actinopteri, Moronidae. The transcript is spliced from 5 exons. Gene Ontology annotation, molecular function: ubiquitin-protein transferase activity; zinc ion binding. Bases 205 to 999 code for a protein of 264 amino acids. The record is from RefSeq and is a predicted model, not a curated record.
ACUUCCCAUCACUGAACGACACCGUUUUAGCUCAAAGCGGAAGUUCAGAGUGACUCCAUAGCGUAGUAGAAUACAAGGGCUUGUAGAGAAAUUGCUACGUAACAUAAUUAUUUGCCGUUCAAGCUGUGAGCGCUACUGUGAAUUCAGGACGUCGACUAAAGAUGGGAGACUACCAGUAAGACCAGCCUUCCACCUUCUGCUGCCAUGAUGACCAGUCACUGCACGUUGUUGCCAGAAGUUUUGCCAAACCAGUGUCUAUUGGCCCACCUGAACUGCCGGCCUGAGCUAGACUCUGAGGCCCUGUGUGCCUUCUCUGAUGAGCCACCUCUCCCAGGUAAAAUCAUGGAGGAGUGCAGCGUGUCAACCAGUGAGCAGCCUCGCUAUUACCCACAGGUGACGUCUCCAGGGUUGGAGGCAUACACCAAACGAUGUGCCGUGCCAGAAAACCCCAUGUGUCGUAUCUGUCACGACAGCGGCACCCAGGAGGAGCUGCUGUCCCCCUGUGAAUGCUCCGGGACCCUAGCCACCAUCCACCGCAGCUGUCUGGAACACUGGCUGUCUGCCUCAGGAACCAGCUUCUGUGAGCUCUGCCACUACCAGUUCACUGUGCAGAGGAAGUCCAGGUCGCUGCUCGAGUGGCUGCAGAACCCAAGUCUUCGUCAGGAGAAGCGCACCCUGUUUGGUGACAUGGUGUGUUUCCUGCUCAUCACCCCUCUGGCCACCAUCUCCGGGUGGCUCUGUGUACGCGGGGCCAUAGAUCAUCUUCAGUUCUCCAGCCGACUGGAGGCCAUGGGGCUAAUCGCACUUACUGUUGCUCUCCUCACCAUUUACCUCUUCUGGACCCUGGUGUCUCUCAGGUAUCACUGUCGACUGUACAACGAGUGGCGACAGUCCAAUCAGAGAGUAGUCCUCCUCCUCCCGAGGGCUCAGGCGUCAGCGCUGCACUCCUUACAAGGCUCACAGCGAGGGAAGCAGCCGUCCAAAGAGUCAAUAGUCUGAGUGCCGAGCCGGCUUGGAACCGGCUCUCAUCAGUGGGUGGAAUCCGUUCAUCUUCUGCUCUCUUUGCACUUUUUAAAGCACCGUGCCAUGUGUGAACGGCCACAGGUCCAAGCAGCACUUUAUUCUCAGAGACCAUUGUGAACAAAGUAAAUGACUGCCUCACCUGGACACGAGGGAUGCUGUCAGCUGUUACACUGUCAGCGUUUUGGUUGACCAAAUGACACAAGGCUGAACACUGUGAUGUUAACUUGCAAGAGCAUUCUGGUGCAGGUUCAUGCACAUUAACAGCUACAGCCAAUCUGAAAGUAGUCCAAUGACAGUUUGACUGAUUGAUUGAUUGAUUGAUUGAUUGAUUGACUGAUUGAUAGAUAGGGACACACUUAAACCAAAGGCUAUUUUUGUAUUUGAAACAUUUUGUUGUUUGGUCUGUUUCAUGUGUGUGUUGAUGUAGAUCAAUAAAAUUCACUGUUCGAUUUAA